Molecule: messenger RNA, 7152 nt
Organism: Equus quagga
Lineage: Eukaryota; Metazoa; Chordata; Mammalia; Perissodactyla; Equidae
Product: zinc finger protein 883-like
Exons: 4
Coding region: 2758-4518 (586 amino acids)
Biological process (GO): regulation of cytokine production; negative regulation of transcription by RNA polymerase II; regulation of immune system process
Molecular function (GO): DNA-binding transcription repressor activity, RNA polymerase II-specific
Source: RefSeq, a predicted model, not a curated record
UCCACUUGGGUUAUAGGAACCCAAAUGGCCGUCUAAGGACCAGGUGCUCUGAGCUGAGGUUGCAGGGGCGUGGGAACCACUGAAGAACCGGCCCCAGAACGUGAGAGCGCAGGGCAUCUGCCAGGAUUCCCGGAGAGCUGCAGAACCUCCGGCGCGGGACUGCUGUGUCGGGCUCUCUGAAGCAGCGCUGCAGCUCUGCUUACGCUGCGGAGAGCGACCAAAGGUAAAGCCUCUGCUCUCCACACUCCCACCUCCCUCCCAAAAAACUCUCAACAGUCCUUGAUGGUUUAUGACACGCCCCCAGUGGCUCCCGUGCACCUUCGCCCAGGCAGCCAACAUCAAGCUCUCUUUUCAGGACCGCGCCAGGUGUUGUUUCUGCCCGCAGAGCAAGCAGGUGUCUCGGAGGUCUGGGUCGACUAAGAGCGCAGCUGGGUCGCCGCAUUUUCCAGUUCAGGCACCAGGGUGGGCCGGACUGCAUUUCCCAGGGGCCUUGGCGCGCACUUCCGCUUCCGGCCCCUUUGUCUGGACCCGCUCUGCGCACGGCGAGCGUGUGCCCUCGCGGUCAACCUUUUCUGUGACCUGACCCACGUCUGGUCUGGGGAGGAGCAGACGCUGGACAGGGGUGUGUGUCCAGCAGGGGAUUGUCAGACUUGGGGGCCUGGUCGCGUCCCACUGGGUUUCUCCCCGGGCCUGCUGAUCUGACCGUAAUCCCCUCUGCUGGAGGCUGGGUGGUGCCCUUCUGCGUUCAGCCCCCUUGAUCCUGCCCUUCUGCUCUGGGUUUUGUGUGUACCUGACAGUGGUGUGUGCGCGGGAUUAAUAUCUGAGACACCGGGUCCUUUCCUCGGAAACAGGGUGAGGGUCCGCACAGCCUGAAGCGCUUGGCUGGAAGGUGAGGCAGUUUGGGCGCAAGGCUCCCAGUGCUUGGGUCAGGUUAGAGACCCACGCGUGUGCGCCCCUGUGUUCCUGCAACCCACAGUGUGAUGAACCAUUGUAUAGACUCAGUUAACGUGGGAGGGCGUGGAUGCAAGAGAUCAGUCCGUCUACGUUGCCAGAAAGUGAUACUGCUCGGGGAUGUGACCCUAGGCAAGUCACUGGACUCGGUGCCUCCUGUUCCUUAUUUGUCAAAUGAGGUUUACUGUUCCUACCUUAAGUGGUGGUUGUGAGGAUUAAGUGGAAUUCUGAUAUAAAACAGUUGACACAGUGCCAGGCACCAACUAAGGGCUCAGUCAAUAGCAGUACAAGGAGGGGGCAGCCAUCUUGGGGAAGGGGCGUGCCUGGGAGUAUGAUCAAACAUUGAUUAUACCUUUUGUUUGCAUAAAACAAAGGAUAGAAGGAAAACCCAUUAAAAUCUUGGGUGGUGUUGAUGUGUCGAAAAUAGUGAGAAUGCUAAUUAACUGAUAAUUGAAUGACCUUUACUGAGUGCUUAUUCUGUACCAGGUAUUGAUUUGGGCCCUUUAUAUGCAUUGAUUUGGGUCCUUUAUAUGCAUUAAUGCACAAUGCUGGAGGUAGGUAUGUCUAUUAUCCUAUUUUUCAAACGAGAAAACUGAAGCACAGAAGAAACUGGCCUGUGGUCAUGCGGAGCCAUGUUAAAAGCAGGCAGGAGGACUCUGGAGGCAAUGUUCAGUGAGAAAGCGGUGCAGGUGGCAUAGAUUUUUAAAAAUUGUGAAACCCUGUACUGCUUAUAAUGACUGAGGACGUGAAAUACCUACUUCUUCCCCAAACAAAUCCAUAAGAGGCUGUAAGUAUUGCUUUUGGGAGUGGGGGAGGGGGAGAAUUAAAGAAAUAAUAAACUAUAGAAUAUUGGGAAAACACAGAACUAUACAUGGAAUAAAAUAAAUAGCAUGUAACUCUAACACCCAGAGACAAGCUCAAAGAAGUACUCAAAGUUAAUAUAUCAGCAGUUUUCUUCCUAGAGGCAAAAAAUCAAAAUGGGAAAGUAAAUUGUGAGCAGAAGUUUGCUUGAUGGGUGUGGAAUCAGACAAAGGGAGGUAGGUGGAUUGUUCAUUAAUUCGCUUACAACACCUUGAGCUUAUUGCCUGCCAGGCACACUCUGCUGAGUGCUGAGGGUACGGGGGAAUGAGAUGACACACUGCAAUUUAGUGGAUCAGGUGUGUGGUGGAACCAACCUGGGAAGGCUGCAGACUUAUUGUGGGCCUGGAAUGCUCGUGAUCUGGUGGCCGAAGGUCCCUGUGCCCUUGAUUGCUGGGAAGGGCACUGCCUCCGUGGCUCCUUUUUCUUGUUCUGUGAAGUUGUACAGUUUCUCCAUUUGUGAAUCAAGGAUUUGAGGCUAGAAUUCUUUGUUUCCUUCCAAUCCUGACAGUCUGUGCCUUUUUUUUGGUCACGGGGAUCCUCAUUCUCAGAGCACAGGCUCAGGCAUAUCCUGAAACCACUUACUGGUCAUUUCUUUCCCUGAGUUUACAUUCAGUCUCCUCUGAAGUUAUCUUUGAAGCCUCAUUACUUAGAUGUCUGUGGAAUCCUUCAAACCAUAGGACAACCAAGGCUAGAGGCACAUUUUGUCCUAAGUGGCUGUUUCUAAUCUAAUAGGCCUGAGAUACAUAACAAUAAACUGGAUUCCUUUAUUACUCUUUCCUUCCAGCUCUGUCAUCCAGGCACUCUGCCUUUUCCCAAAAGGGUAUCUUGAGGGGAGAAUAUGGCUGCUCUACUCCAGACAGCAAAGUCCCAGGUGUGGCUGUGAACUUCACUGAGGAAGAAUGGAGAGAACUGGACCCUGCGCAGAGAGUCCUGUACAGGGAUGUGAUGCUAGAGAACUAUAGGAACCUGGUCUCCUUGGGAUUUCCAUUUUCUAAACCUGGUAUCAUCUCCCGAUUGGAACAAGUGGUAAACCCAUGGAUGCAGGAGGGAGAAGUGCUAAGCAGCAGCUGUACAUACUUGGAGACCAGAAAGUCAAAACCAAAGAAAGUAUUUUCUGAAAAGGAAUCAUACCAGAGGAUAAAUAUGGAGAGAAGCACAGAGGCUGAUGCAAGGACCUCCAGUCUGAAAGAGGCCUGGGGAUGUACACAGAUCAAAGAGGGUGCUCAAGAUAGACUCUGCAAAGAAGCAACAGUUAUCUGCAAGAAAAGAACUUCAAUAGCAGAUAGUAGCCCCAAAUAUAUUGAAUUUGCCAGACAUGUUAGUCUGAAGUCAGACUUUGUUAUACAACCAAGACAUUCUAAAGAAGAGAGACCUUAUACAUAUGAUGCUCAGGGAAAGAGCUUCAAACAGAAUUCAAAAUUAGCCAGACAUCAGAAAGACAGCACAAAUGAAAAAGUUCUUCAGUGUAAUGAAUGUGGUAAAAUCUUCAGUGAUUACUCAGUUUAUAUUCAACAUUGUAUAGUUCAUACUGGAGAGAAAGAUUUGGAAUGUAAUCAAUAUGAGAAGGCCUUUGGUCAUGGUGUACACCACACUGAACAUCAGAAAACUAAUAUUGGAGAGAAGUCUUAUGAAGCUAGGAAAGCCUAUAAGUGGAACUCCUAUCUUAUCAAACAUCAUGAGAGUGUUCAUAGUGGGAAGGAAUAUAAUGUGCAUGAAAGAGCCUCAAUUCAGAAUACACCAUUUAUUCAACAUCAGAGAAUCCAGAAUAGAGAGAAACCUUAUGAAUGUAGUGAAUGUAGAAAAACUUUCAGUAAUUAUUCAGCCCUUACAGUACAUCAGAGAAUUCAUACUGGAGAGAAACCAUAUGAAUGCAAUGAAUGUGGGAAAGCCUUUAAUCACACGUCAUCUCUUAUUCAACACCAGAGAAUCCAUAUAGGAGAGAAACCCCACGAAUGUAAUGAAUGUGGGAAGGCUUUUAUUCAGAUAAUGCACUUUAUUCAACACCAGUGGAUUCAUACUGGAGAGAAACCCUAUGAAUGUAAUGAAUGUGGUAAAGCCUUCAGUCACAAUUCAUUCCAUAUUGAACAUCAGUUUAUUCAUACUGGAGAGAAGCCCUAUGAAUGCAAUGAAUGUGGGAAAUCCUUUAGUCACAACUCUUCCCUUAUUGUCCAUCAGUUUAUUCACACUGGAGAGAAACCCUAUGAAUGUAAUGAAUGUGGCAAGGUCUUCAGUCAGAGCUCACACCUCUAUCAACAUCAGAGAACUCACACUGGAGAGAAACCUUAUACCUGUAAUGACUGUGGGAAAGCCUUUAGUGAUCAAUCAGCCCUUAUUCGACAUCACAGGACUCAUACUGGAGAAAAACCCUACAAGUGUGAAGAAUGUGGUAAAGCCUUUAGUCAGAGCUCAACUCUCAUAAAACAUACAAAAAUCCACACUGGAGAGAAACCCUACACCUCUAAAGAUUGUGGGAAAGCCUUCAGCCAGAGUUCAUCCAUUACUCAGCAUCAGAGGGUUCAUACUGGAGAGAAACCAUUUGAAUGUCAUGAGUGUGGGAAAGCUUUCAGUAGAAGUGCCCAUCUUACUCAGCAUCAGAGGAUUCACACGGGAGAGAAACCUUGUGAGUGUAAUGAAUGUGGCAGGGCUUUCAGGUGUAGUUCAGCUCUCAUUAGGCAUCAGAGACUUCACAGUGGAGAGUCACUCUGAAUAUGUGGACAUAUUCACUCAGACACUUCACUUUGUUAAAUACCAAAGAAUCAUACUUUCACAGGUUGUUACAAUUGUGAUACUUUUUUAUUUUGAGGGAUGAAAAUGCCCUCCCCCCAUUUUCUCCUGAAAAGUAUCAGCUGCCAGAAUACCACAAAUCCAAGUGAAGAAACACUGAUCUGAAAUCUGAAAUAGCCCAAGAUACUCUAAACAUCAAUCUUUGUGUGUGUAUGUGUGUAUUUUUAUCCAUACCUGAAAAUGGCUAUUGUCACUGGGAAGUGAUUUCUUUUUUUCUUGGCCACAGGAAUAAGCUGUUCCAACAUGCCAAGCAAUUCCAAUUGUUCAGAAUUGAGCUUAUUGACCCUUUUUGUACAAAUUGGAAUAGUGCCAUGUCCAAACUAAACAGAGAAACUCAUGGUUGAUUAUAUAUCAUAAUACUACCUUCCUAUAAAUCUUUGCUCUUAUAUACAGUCACUCCUACCCUCAGCAUCUACCCUCCUGUAGAUAGCUAUUGUCUGUUUUACCUUGUCCCAAUUUUUUGUGAUCACCCCACAGAGGCAAGAUGGACUCCCUCCCAAUGAAUAGGCCAGUUGUUGAGACUGAUGACACUUCACGCACCAAGAGAAUUUGAAAGAAAGUAUUACUCAUACGAAGGACUUUUGAGCAGAGCAGGGUAGGCACAGGCCAGACUGGAAUGGCAAGUGCAAAGAGCAGGUUGGGCCUUUUCAGUGGCUAGGGGCUAGGGCUAGAGAAGUUUCCAUGCACGGCAGUGGUAUUCAAGCUUGCAGGAGUCAAGCUCCAGUGCCAAGAGCUAAGGAGGUACACACAGGCUUCCUUAUCUAAAGUACGAGAUGUCUGGUGGUGGGGAAGCAAGGUGGAAGCUCAAAUGCUGUCAAUGGGCAGACAUCAGAAAUGGAGUCAGACUCUAUUACAACCACUUCCUCAGAAAAUCUUUGUUCACUUAUCUCAAAAUAACUCUUUAAUGGUACUGCGUUUUUUCUUGAUGAAGAAUCUAUUUUGCUUUGAUCAUCUUCCCCUUCCGAGAAUCUUUUUUCUUUACCCUCUCCCCAAGGCUUAAAUUAUAACUAUCACUUCUCAGAAAGUCAACCUUAUUUACCCUGGAAACUGACAGCCUUCCAUGGUAACUGCUGUUUCAUACAAUCCGGACUGAAGAGUUGGGGGAAGGUUUGAGCUUACGUUUUUAGAAAACAUUUCAGGAAAAAAAUAACCUACGAAUUUGUAUCAGACUAUCUCUGGAUUAAAUUACUUGGCUUUUCUGAUGAAAAUUCCUGUAUAUGGCCCUAAGAAAUUUUAGGUGUACUUAGUGAAGCCAGGUAUUACUUUUUGGUCACACUGUGAGUUCUUUUCUUUCAAGUCAUCCUAAGCUUAAAUUAAUCUUAUGGUCCUUUUUUAGGUUUACAUGAAUUAUUUCCUCUUCCUUUUUUCUUUGUUCUAGGCAUUUUUCAGUUACCCAAGAGGAUUCUUAUCUAGGAUUAGAGUCUCAACUUUCUCAUAUCCUUCCUGAUUUACUAGUCAGAACCUGAGAUGUCCAUGCUUUGUAUUUUUCUCUCUAAAAGGGCUGCUCUGAACUUGCCCUUCUCACCAGCUUUCCUACCCUUCUCUUCUGUUUAAAGCACUUACAUGGUGUCAGCUACAGCUUGAAGUUCAACAGGGCUUGAGUUUUAGGGCUGAGGAGCACAACUGCAGGUAGAGAAGAAAGGAUUUUUGUUCUGAAAAUUAGCUGUAAGACAAAAUAAAGGAAUGGUGACAUCUGGAAAUAACUUUUGAAAUACCUGAAAUCUUUAGUAACUUUUAGAAAUUGAAAAGGGGAAAAAAGAGUCAUCUAUAAGUGUCCAUCAUUAGAAUCAGACCUCUUAAAAUAAUGUUUGUUAACAACUUAGAUAGCAAAGCCCUCUCAUAACCAAUUGUUCCCUGGAGCCAGUUAGCUUUGGUUGUGGGUAAACCUUUGCCAUUCCUUCAGAGGCAUCGGGUAUGAUAACCUGGUUUAGAACUAAAAACUCAGGACAGGUGUCCUUGAACAAGAGGACUGUCCUUGGACGGGUGGAUUGCAUAAAUUGGUGGAUUGCACUGUAGUGAAUUGGUUUAAUUCUAUUUGUAGUCAAAAUAUAGUUUGGAUACUGAAAUAUUAAAAUUUAUAGGGCAUGAUGGUAACAAGAUAGUUGAAAUCAGAACAUUUCCAGAAAUGUUAUGACUGUUUUGUUUUAAUCUGUGCCAUUAAUAGUAGGAUCUAUGCUUUUACUCUUUUCUUGGAUCUUUCUUACAGGAUCCUCUUAAAUGCUAUCCAUACUUCCCCUCUUGUUAGAGACUAUAAUCCCUCUCCUUUUAUUACUUAAGCUAAAGCUCUGUGUGUGUGUUUGGUUAAGGCAAGAUCUUGGGGUGGUGAUGGUGAAUUUUGGAGUUUGAUUUAAAGGUUUAGAUAAUACUUUUUUUUUUGAUAUUUUGAUCUCUUUUUGGUAGGUAAUCUGGAUUCUUCAGUUUUUAAGUCAUGCAAAUCAAAAUUUCUAAUUUAUAUGGUUAAAACUGCUUAUGCUUGACUGACCUGGGUUCAGUGAAGGGAAAAUUAAUUUACAUGUCACAUCUGAAAUCCCUCCAGGCAGCUUGGGUGUUUUUCAC